AUGAAGGAGUAUGAUAAACUUAAUCAUAUGAGUGUCGUAAAAUCUGAAGAUGUCCAUAAGGUCCCACACUAUUAUUUGCCUCAUCAUGGUGUGGUCAAUGAAAAUAGCACCACCACGAAAUUACGCGUAGUGUUCGAUGCCUUAGCUAGAACGUCUAAUCAAAAUUCUCUAAAUGACAUUCUUCUUACUGGACCUAAACUUCAGAAUCACAUAUUUUGCAAUUUGAUAACAUUUCGUUCCUGUCCCGUUGCUUUUGUGGCUGACAUCGCCAAAAUGUAUCGUCAGAUUCGUAUUGUUGAGCAAGAUCAAGAUUAUCAAAGAAUAGUGUGGAGGAAUAAUCAAGAUGAACCUCUAAAAAUAUUUCGUCUUAACACAGUGACAUACGGUACGUCAGCAGCGCCAUUCUUAGCUCUACGUACCCUCCAUCAACUAUGUGACGACGAAAAGGAAAAUUUUCCAAUUGCGUCAAAAUUAUCGCGUACUCAUUUUUAUGUCGACGACUUAUUGCAUCUGUUGGAGAAGCAAGAUCCAUAA
Molecule: messenger RNA, 534 nt
Organism: Uloborus diversus
Lineage: Eukaryota; Metazoa; Arthropoda; Arachnida; Araneae; Uloboridae
Exons: 1
Coding region: 1-534 (177 amino acids)
Source: RefSeq, a predicted model, not a curated record